This is a messenger RNA of Ooceraea biroi (clonal raider ant), 1205 nucleotides long. RefSeq lists its product as uncharacterized. NCBI's taxonomy places the organism in Eukaryota, Metazoa, Arthropoda, Insecta, Hymenoptera, Formicidae. The record is from RefSeq and is a predicted model, not a curated record.
UUUAGUUUUAAAUAUUUUUAAUUAUCGCAAAAGUUUGAUAUUAUCUUUAUUAUAGAUUGUAAUGAUCCGCAUCGGGUAUAUUUGGUAUCAUUUUUUUAUAAGUUAUUUUUUUUAAGUUAUCAUUCAUAUUAUUAUUCAUAUUCAUCGUAUAAUAUGUAUUAAAUAAUGAUAGCAUGUAAACAUGCUUGUUAUCAUUUGUAUGUAUAUUAAACAACUUUUGUAUCAUUUUCAGAGUGCGAUGUCCGAAAAGACAAAGUUCCGGGUUAUCGCCAACAAGCGUGAAGGCUUCAAGAACCGUGACUGUACCUUUAUGUCUGGUGACGAGGAAGUUCUUCUUGUAACAAAACAGUUUUGUCCCGAAUCUCGUCACGGGAGGAGAGUCUUGAAUUGAUACUGUUGUGCAACUUGGUGAUUUUCUUCAUUUCUGUGUAACUGUAUCAAAUAUCAAAAGCGAAAUGACAUUUAAGUCUCUAAUGAAUUUUGGAAAUUUGGGAAAAGCUCCUUGGGAUACACCUAUUGAACGUUAUCAUAAUGAUGGAGGUGGUCAUCAUUAUCAUGGACAUCGCGGAAACUCCAAAGGAAAAGGAGGAAGUGGCGCAGCAUUGAGUGCAUUGACCUUACUUGCCUUCCUGUUUCUGUUAAACGUUAUGCAACAAUCCUUACAGGAUAAUAAUUCAACAAGCGUUCCAUCGACCACUGCAGUACUGUUGCGAGAUACUGAGUUGCCAAUAGUUUUGGAUAAUGGAGAAGAAAAAAACGUUAAAAUGAAAGAUGAUUUCGUGCAAAUUGAAAAUAUGCAUAAUUCGAGAACAAAGGGUUACAUCCAACGCGAGGUUUAACAGCCCUUUAAUAGGCUUGUAUUUUCUGAAAUCUUUUCAUUUAAAUAUAGCAUUUUCUAGCUGAAAAUAUUUAUUUCUUGUAUUUUAUUUCAUUAAUAAUAAUUUUCCAACCUUAUUAAUAUUAAAUCAAUAUUUUUUUCGUAAAUAAUAUUAAAUGUGUACAUUAAAUCGGUGUUUUUUCCCACAAAAUUCGACCUUAUAUUUUUUCUUACAAAAUUCGAACUUUUAUUUAUGCGUAAAUUAAUAUAAUGUUAAUUGUCAAAAUAAUCUCUAUUACAAUCUAUAACUUUCGUUCACUUUUUUUUGGACAACUGGAUUCCAUCUUGUAAAAUAAUUCAUAUUAAUCCAUAUUGUAAAAUAAAUCCU